Westerdykella ornata is the source of this 1611-nucleotide messenger RNA. RefSeq names its product ferrochelatase. The transcript is spliced from 2 exons. Gene Ontology annotation, biological process: heme biosynthetic process. NCBI's taxonomy places the organism in Eukaryota, Fungi, Ascomycota, Dothideomycetes, Pleosporales, Sporormiaceae. Bases 120 to 1361 code for a protein of 413 amino acids. Gene Ontology annotation, molecular function: protoporphyrin ferrochelatase activity. The record is from RefSeq and is a predicted model, not a curated record.
GUAAUUCCUACCAAUCUCACUCGUCCAAUCUCAAUUGCAUCUCGCCAGGUCCCCGCCUUCUUUUCACACCUCAGCAAUCCAUGAACAUAUUAUUUCGUUGCUGACUUGACGCAAUAAAUAUGGCAAUGCGCGCAUGCAGGCGUGCGACGCCGACUACACGUGUCCUGCGACAAUGGACAAGAAGUAUGGCGACCAUGGCUCCACCAGUAAUGCAGGACUCGACAGGCUCAAAAGGCCCGACCGCCAUGGUGUUCAUGAAUAUGGGCGGCCCCUCGACGACGGCGGAGGUUGGCGACUUUUUGAGCAGAUUAUUUGCGGAUGCUGAUCUUAUUCCUCUUGGCCGCCUACAGAGUUACAUCGGGCCGCUCAUAUCGCGACGACGUACGCCGAAGAUUGAAAAACAAUAUGCCGAGAUUGGAGGCGGCUCACCUAUUCGCAAGUGGUCCGAGUACCAGGCCGCCGAAAUGUGCAAGCUUCUUGACAAUAUGUCGCCAGAGACAGCACCGCAUAAGCCGUAUGUGGCAUUUCGCUACGCCAAUCCUUUAACGGAGCACAUGUAUCAGCAAUUGCUCGAGGACGGCUUCGGAGGCGGUAAGGGGGGAAGGGCCGUUGCCUUCACACAAUAUCCCCAGUAUUCCUGCUCAACAACGGGCUCCUCAUUAAACGAACUGUGGAAGUGGAGAAACAGGCUGGAAGGGAAAAGAGCAAACGGGGAGGUCGAACCGCAGGGAUCCAUUCAAUGGAGUGUAAUCGACCGCUGGCCUACGCAUCCUGGACUCGUCGAGGCCUUUGCACGGAAUAUCGAAGCGACACUGGCAACAUACCCUCCUGAGCGAAGAGACGACGUUGUCUUACUCUUCUCCGCUCACAGUCUACCCAUGAGUGUGGUCAAUCGUGGAGACCCAUACCCCGCCGAAGUAGCCGCGACCGUGUAUGCGGUCAUGCAGCGCCUGGGUAUGAAGCACAAAUAUCGCCUCGUCUGGCAAUCGCAAGUCGGGCCACAGCCAUGGCUUGGAGCCCAGACGUCUGAUACCGUGAAGAACCUUAUGAAGAAGGGCAACACAGAUAUCAUUUUGAUUCCAAUUGCAUUCACGAGCGAUCACAUCGAAACAUUGUAUGAGCUCGACAAGGAGGUCAUUGGAGAAGACGCAGGUGGACACCCAGGUGUCAAGCGUGCCGAGAGUCUGAACGGCAAUCCCGUCUUUAUCCAGGCGCUUGCAGACCUCGCAAAGGAGCAUCUACAUAGCGGCCUGGCAUGCAGCCCGCAGAUGGCGUUGAGAUGUCCCGGUUGUGUUAGUGAGAGGUGCCUACACCAAAAGGAGUUCUUCGCCGGACAGGCGAAGCAUCUGCAGGCGAUAUAAGGGGGCAUCACGAGGUAACAUACAAGACCGUUGUACAUUUACGUGUAUAUAGUCACAAUGCAAGCAGCGAAGUGGACAUGGUUUCGCGACGAUAUAUAGAUACACUUUGGAUAUAACGCCUCUAUCAGAUCAUCACGUGACCGGAUGCAAAUUCUCCGUCUGGUUUCACAUGCAAGAUCGAGGCCGUCACAUUGUCUAAGGGCCAAGUUUGUGGUUGAUGUAUCUGGCAUACAAUUGCUUUUAUUUCACC